UAAAGACAUACGCUUAGAAAGGACAAUGAGUUUAGACAGCAAUAUUCAUCCAUUGUUCUGCUAACUGUUAAGCACUUCUCUAUCUCUGGAAUCAUACCCCAGUCACCUGGUUCCUGUGAAUAUGAAAUGACUGCAUCAAGCUGAGGAGAUCAAAACGCUUCACAUGUUUAAAACCUUGUAAUCUUUUGUUAUUUUAGAAGAGCAAAACUUCUAAAGCUCUUGAGAGAUGGCUUUAGAGACAUGUGGAAGCUGUCUGAGUUGUCUGCUGAUACCUCUUGCACUUUGGAGUAUUGUUGUUAACAUCCUAUUAUACUUCCCUAAUGGGAAAGCUUCACAUGCUGCCAGUUACCAGCUUCCCAACUAUGUAUGGUAUUUUGAAGGCAUCUGUUUCUCAGGUGUGAUGAUCCUUCUGUUGGCAGUAAUUCUAAUAACACUGGAGUGUAGCGUGUUCUACCGGUGCUGCCAGAGUGAGAGCUGUAACAAAACGUACAGGAGUUUUAUUUCAAUUGUGCUAACCCUGCUUGGAGUUGCUUUCUCUGGAUAUAGUUGCAUCAUUUUUACCUUGGGAUUGAUCCAAGGUCCCUUCUGCAAUUCAUCACAUGGAUGGGAUUACAUCUUCAAAGACACUGCUGGAGGGUACCUCACAGAUUACCCUGCUUGGUCUCGGUGUACUGAACCUGCUAAUGUAGUGGAGUGGAACAUCAUUUUACUUUCUGUUCUAAUAGCUCUUAGUGGACUGCAGUUGAUCAUCUGUUUUCUCAAAGUGGCUGCUGAGUUGAAACGGACACUCUGUGGAACUUACUCUGUUUUUGUCCAGGCUGCGAUUCUCUGAAAGUGGCAAGGAAAUCUUCACUGCUUCUCCCCCACACCCUAGAGGGAAAUGGCUUCUCCAACAUUUACAAUGGUAGAUUUGGGUGCUGCAAAGACAAAUUAAACCCUUGUCUCAAAUCUUCCUCUCUCAAGCCUCUCUAUUUUGGAUGAAGUUAUUUGAACUGUUUGACAUCUACAUUUUUCUAGUUGUUUCCUAACCUGUCCUGUUGUCCCUGGCAGUGACUCCUCAGUUUUUUUACCCUCCAACUUGUUCUGACAGUAGCAAGGUUUGAAUACCAUGAAACUGCUUUUGUAUUGCUAUCGCCUUCUUUUUGAAUAAACUGCUAUAAAACUGCUAUAGAACUUUUAUACUCCUGUCUGUUUAGAACGUAGGAAUAUUUGUUGUUCCGAAAGGACCUGAUUCAAAUCCCAGUAUCUCAAGAGGGGUUUUUCCCUUGAGAAAUAGUGCACUGGAUGAAGCUAUGAUUUAUAAAUGAAUAAAUUUUAGUUACAGACAGACCAUGAUGGCCAUGAAAGGCAGCAGCCUAUCCUGCUCAUUCUAUCUUGGAACUUAACUGCACAAAGCAGUUACUGAAAAAAGCCUAUCAAGUCUUCCUGCAGGUAAUGUUUUUAGAAAGGCAUCCAGGCCUGAUUGAAAGAGUAGAUACACAUCUCUGAAGUCAGCUGUGCUGAUUAGUACACGUUAAUAGCUGCACUGGGUUUCUUUUUAUUUUAUACUCAGAAGCAGACUUUUUUUUUUUUUUAAUCAAGUAUUAUUUGACUUGAAGGAAUAUAUGGGGGAACCUUGUGAGCACCCAGUGCUAGCUUAUUAAUACCCUUCCAAAUUUCCUGACAUUGCUGCAAUGGAAGGCUACUGUUCUUGACAAUAAUAAUCAGAUAAAAAAGAAUAAUCUGUUUUAAAUAAGCAGCUAAAAAUUCUUUUUAAUCUCUCAAAGAAUUAUGAUUUAAUUCCCAGGGGAAAUUCAGGGAUUCACAAUAAAGUGAACAUAUGGCUCAUUUGCAGCUGCAUGGGCAACAUUUGGCUGUAUUCGGCACUCUGGUUUUCAGAGAAUGAACACCCAGAGGAAAGCGAAAUAUGUACUUCAGACUUGCAUUAAUAUACUUUUCCCUAUUACAUCAGAACUAGCAGGAUUCAGCUGUAUCAGCAUCUAAUAUUAAACACUGUUAGAACUGCAAACUAUACAGUAAGUGGUAGCAGUGGGUAAGAUAUUUAGAAAAAUAGAGUAAUUUAAUUCUCUUUCAGGAGAAUAUUGAAAUUUCACUUUGAUAUUCCUUUACCAGACUGUUUUGAAAAGCUUAUUUCUUCCUGUAGGAUUUGAAGAAUGCAUCUAAAGUUUUAAUUGCUUAGUUUCUAUUAAGUUACAAGAAGUAAUAAAGAAAUUAAUUAUAUUUAAUAAUAGGGUUAGUCUUUUGGCAGACAGUUCAAGGUGGCAUGGAUGUUCAGAGAUGCAUGAUAAAAAGGCACGAUUAUACAGUGGGGACUAUUUCCAACUGCACAUUUGUAUAUGUAUAUGCAUCAUAUCGUAUAUCUACUUAAAUGAUAAUCCCUGGUUCUUAUGGAUUUGUGGGUAUCAUUUGCGGACAGAAGGAAAAGAAAGAAAACUUAACAGUCAGUCCAUACUCCUAUCUAAGAUCUUGGAGAAUCUUGCUGAUUUCGUACCUGCAAACCAUGGAUCUGUUUAUUUUGAAAAUGUUAGAAAUAUUAUGAAAAGGUUUUGUUUAUUUGGAUGAAGAAUAGUAUGUGUGGGGUAGACAUUCAAAGCAGAAACCCUGUAGAACUGCUAAAUAUUCCUAAAGUGAAUGGCACUAUUUCACUGAGGAAAGCAAACAAACAGGGUAUUCUAGUCAGAAUCCAGCUCAGCCACAGGAAAAAUACAGGUUUAUCUUUAGGCAAAUAGGGUCUAUUGAUAUGGAUUUUGCUAUGCUGGCUGAAUGAAGCAAUGAAGUGCCUUAAAAUUACACAUGGAAACUCUUAACACUUGAUCUUGCUCCUGUAUGUGUCCUUUCCACUUUUCAAUAACUUCUGUCUCUGAUCAUGGAAAGCCUUGAGCUUGGUAGGCAGGAGACACAAGAACAGUAUCUAGUUAUUCCAUUGUAGUAUUAUUAGUGGCUGUACCUAACCACUGGCAAGGCUUGGCUGUCUUUAAUUUUUUUUUUUUUUCGCGAUUGUGUGUCUUGUGAAUUUACAUUUCCACUCUACCACAGGCUGAUAUCUCCUGUUUUAGUGGCUUAAAUCAAAGAAAGAGAGGUGUAAUUUAGUUCCUGUUGGACAUAUUGAUUCUGCAUCCCUCUUCAUCUGUCACCCAGAUAUUGGCAUCUACAUUGACAUAGCCAGACCCAGUUGUGACUUGAUGGCGCAGCUUUUAAAUGGGCAGUUUAUUAAUUUGAAAUUGGUGAUAAGUAUACUAAGCACUAACAGUGGGCUGCAUUUAUAAAUUUAACAAAUUGUUUCAUAUGGGGCUUUUGGAUGCAAGACAAAGUUAAACUUGAUCUAAUCAAUUUAAGUCCUGAUUCAAUCCUAAAUAUGUUGUCUCUAACAAGAGGUGCUAUGAACUGGGCCUGGUAGCAAAACCAAGAUUCCUGCAAAGAAUAUUAACUGACUUGGAAAGUAGAAACCAGUGACACUGAUGGUGUUUGAGGCAACAUGACCAUCUGGAUCUCCAGCUGUAGAAUACAGGCCUUACCCUGGUAACAGCAGAGACAAGUGGGCCACAGAGCCAAGAGAAAGCUCACACCGUUCUGGCAUAUGAGAAACCCUUUUUUGAAGAAAUGUUCCUGAAUGUGAAGUGCAUGUGCUGAAAUCCACACGUGAAAUACCUUGGGCACACCUGAAAGAAAACUGCAGAUUUGAGUUUAUAAACUUCUAUAAGGAGUUAAUGCUGAAAUCUAGAAGUAAGAGUUCCAGCAUUAUUUGUUCUUCAACGCCAGUGCAUUUUUGCCAGAGUAUUAUGAUGCUGUGUCUGGAACAGGAAUGUCAUUCAUUUAAAACACUGCAACUGGAAAUAGCUGUAGAGACAGCUGUCAAAACAGAAGAAUGGGCAGCACACUAUAAACACAUAAUUCAGAUGAGGAAAUUAUGAAAUUGUGGGGUUUCAGUUAUACAUCACUCGGAGCUUUUGUUGAGACUUUUUCAUCAGAAUAUUCCAUUUUUGUAUUUUUUUUUUUUCCUUAAGGAAGCUUUUUGAAGUAAAAGAUCAGCUUUAUAUUUUCAACGCAAUUUUGAGGACUUUCAGAACAGUCAUGGAAUUUCAGCAUCCUCAGUAUGAGAAAUGAGGUAUUGUGGUUUAAAACAAUAAAGGUAUAUUCAUGACACCAA
Messenger RNA from Tyto alba (common barn owl), 4147 nucleotides. RefSeq names its product transmembrane 4 L six family member 18 (gene TM4SF18). The transcript has 5 exons. NCBI's taxonomy places the organism in Eukaryota, Metazoa, Chordata, Aves, Strigiformes, Tytonidae. Gene Ontology annotation, cellular component: membrane. The record is from RefSeq and is a predicted model, not a curated record. Bases 227 to 832 code for a protein of 201 amino acids.